Myiozetetes cayanensis is the source of this 2674-nucleotide messenger RNA. RefSeq names its product gamma-aminobutyric acid receptor subunit beta-4. NCBI's taxonomy places the organism in Eukaryota, Metazoa, Chordata, Aves, Passeriformes, Tyrannidae. Bases 871 to 2337 code for a protein of 488 amino acids. The transcript is spliced from 9 exons. Gene Ontology annotation, molecular function: GABA-A receptor activity; neurotransmitter receptor activity; extracellular ligand-gated monoatomic ion channel activity. Gene Ontology annotation, cellular component: synapse; GABA-A receptor complex; membrane. Gene Ontology annotation, biological process: signal transduction; chemical synaptic transmission; nervous system process. The record is from RefSeq and is a predicted model, not a curated record.
UCGGAGAGCAGCACUUUCCACAGACAGGGAUUUAUUUAUUUUCUACACAUGCAUAUAUGCAUUUAUUUAUUUGCUGGGUUGCAUUUGCUUUCCCUUUUUUUUUUUUCCUUUUUAACCCUUUCACAAAAGCCCCAAACCUCUCAAGUGACGAGCCUGAGGUUCCCCUAAAAUAAAAUCACGGCAUGGUGGGGCUGGGUCGCUUCCCCUUCCCCCUCGGAAAAUAAAAGAGGAAGGGGGAGCAAAUAGGUAAAAUCCAGAAUCAAACCAUCUCGCCAGAAAACUCACACGUCCUCCCUCGCACACGCACACACACACACACACACACGCUCUUUCUCCUCCUCCUCCUCUCUGAAGGUGGGUAGCAGGAGCCAUGCAACAUCUGCAGAACCGGAUGGCAAAAGAGCAGGAGGAAAAAUAAUCCAAGUGGAGUGCUCAGGGGACACUGAGUUGUGGGGGGUUUUUUUUCUUUUUUUUUUUUUCCUCUUUUUUUUUUUUUUUUUUUUUUCUUCUUCUUUUUCUUCUGCGUACCUGUGAGAUUCGAUUCCACGUUUUGCUGAGCCCAUUUUGGGGCAUUUUAUUUUGCUUUCUCUUGGGAUUUUCUCCAUUGCCAGAGGAUGUCUCUUGUUGAGAGGAUGCUGAAAGGAAGAAGAAACGAAUUCUUUGACUGGCACUGAAGGAGGGGGGGGAUAUUUUUCCCCCACAUUUUUAUUUUUUUUCCAUUAUUCUUUUUCUCUAGGAAAUCAUUAACUGGGGGGGGGGUUGGUUUCUUUUUUCCCUCCCCCCCUUUUUUUGGAGGGGGAUUUCAGAAGAUCCAUCUUUCUUUCCCCUCCCCUCCAAAGAUUUUUUUUUUCAUCCUUCGUCUUUGUGGAAAUGUGGACAUUUCAGGCAGACAGAUUGAGUGGAAUUGUCUCUGCUUUAGCAGCUCUUUGUCUCGCCUGCUGUGCGCAAAGCCCAUCCACUGGAAAUAUUUCUGUGGUGAAAGAGAUUGUGGACAAACUGCUGAAGGGCUAUGAUGUCCGCCUCAGGCCUGACUUUGGAGGUAACCCUGUCACAGUGGGAAUGAGCAUCCAUAUCUCCAGCAUUGACCAGAUCUCUGAAGUCAACAUGGACUACACCAUCACCAUGUACUUCCAGCAGAGCUGGCGGGACAAACGCCUGGCGUACAACGACCUCCCUCUCAACCUGACCCUGGACAACCGGGUGGCUGACCAGCUGUGGCUGCCUGACACCUAUUUCCUGAACGACAAGAAGUCCUUUCUGCACGGGGUGACGGUGAAGAACCGCAUGAUUCGCCUCCAUCCCGACGGGACUGUCCUGUACGGCCUGAGGAUCACCACCACGGCCGCCUGCAUGAUGGAUCUGCGGAGGUACCCCCUGGACCAGCAGAACUGCACGCUGGAGAUCGAGAGCUAUGGUUACACGGUUGAUGACAUCGUCUUCUUCUGGCAAGGAAAUGAUUCUGCUGUCACGGGGAUGGAGGUGCUGGAGCUGCCCCAGUUCACCAUCAUCGAGCAGAGGCUGGUCAGCAGGGAAGUGGUCUUCACCACGGGUUCCUAUCUGCGCCUAUCCUUGAGUUUCCGGAUUAAGAGGAACAUCGGUUACUUCAUCCUGCAGACUUACAUGCCAUCUAUUCUCAUCACCAUCCUCUCCUGGGUGUCCUUCUGGAUCAAUUACGAUGCUUCUGCUGCACGAGUGGCCCUGGGGGUCACCACGGUCCUUACAAUGACCACCAUCAACACCCAUCUGCGGGAGACUCUCCCCAAGAUCCCUUACGUGAAGGCUAUCGAUGUUUAUCUCAUGGGCUGCUUCGUCUUUGUGUUCCUGGCGCUCCUGGAAUACGCUUUUGUCAACUACAUCUUCUUCGGGCGAGGGCCCCGGCAGCAGAAGAAGCAGAGUGAGCGCAUCAGCAAGGCCAACAACGAGCGCCACCGCUACGAGGAGAAGAGGGUGAGAGAGCAGGUUGACCCUUACGGUAACAUCCUCCUCAGCACUCUGGAGAUGAACAAUGAGCUGCUGGCCACGGACAUGAUGAGCAGCGUUGGCGACUCUCGAAACUCUGUCAUGUCCUUUGAAGGCUCAGGGAUCCAGUUCCGGAAGCCUCUGGCCUCUCGGGACGGAUUUGGCCACCACCCGACCCUGGACCGCCACGUCCCGCUGAGCCACCACGCCGCGGCCCGCAACCGCGCCAACUGCCGCCUGCGCCGGCGCUCCUCCAAGCUGAAGCUCAAAAUCCCAGACCUGACAGACGUCAGCACCAUUGACAAGUGGUCACGAAUCAUUUUUCCAAUCACUUUUGGAUUCUUCAACCUUGUUUACUGGUUGUACUAUGUAAAUUGAUGCCUGCGGCCGCCGAGAGAGAGAUAGGGACAGACGCUCAGACAAUGCCAACACAGGAGUGUUGUGGUCUUUUGGGUUUGGGUUUUACUCUUUACUAUCAUUGUCAUUUAUUCCUAUGGUUCAUUAGAUUUAUUCUAAGCUUACUCUUCUCUUUUCAGCACAUGUAGAACCGCGGAGUGUGGGGCGGGGUAAGGGAGAGAAGGGUAUGGGAGGGGGUGUGGUUUCAGGGAGGGACGUGUUUGUCUUGAUUUUGGUUUCCUGCUGAAGGACUGAAACCAUUGUAAAAAAAACAAAAACAAAAAACCGCCAAAAACCAAAAAAAAAAAAAAAAAAGGAA